AUGGAAGUAUCUUCAAAAAAGACGCGCGAAUUUUCUGUCGCUAGGUCGUCUGCUGAUCGUAUUCGUACUAAUUCUAUGAAUUCUAAUAAUAGUGUUACUUCGACUAGUGCCGCUUUGCAACAAAACCCUGAAGUGAUUAACUCUAGCGAGGACGAUAUAUUUUUCGGACGCACUACUAGAAAGAUGUGGAAGGCACAGACGGAACAGGCCACGGCAAGCCAACAUUCACCAAAAUGGAAUGAGCCGGACACAGACUAUUCUCCACCCACCAAGAAGCCCAAGAAGGAGAAAAAGGAGCACAAAAAUACCGCAGAUUCCUCGUUUUCCGAGAAAAGUAAUUCUGGAAAAGAUCCAGAAAAGAAGAAAAAGAAGAAAGAUGCUUCGAAAGAUAUCCCUAUCUCGUCGAAAAUAAUGAAGACUCCUAAGAAAGAGAGAGACUCACACACUGGUUCGAAGCAUUCCGACACACCAACCGCUCAUCGUUCUACCAUAAGCUCAACUCCCCAUUCCGUGCCUUCCCAGCCAAAACCAACGGCUCCACCACCGUCGAUGACGAUUCCGCAAAAACCAGCAGAGAAACUAGUGAAAAGUGAAGAACCUGAGCUGACCGAAACUCUUCAUGGAGCUGAUCUUGCUGCCAAAUAUCACAACGCGUUGAACACGAUCAAGGAAGUUGCAGCAUCGUCAUCUGAAGCCGCUGCCAUCCAAGAAGCUAUUGAAUCAGUGCUUCACCAAAGAACCUCUCCACCACAGCUCACGCAGGCUCACAAUACAAUGCCCUACAAUCCACUACAGAACGCUCCUGCUCCAGCUUAUCAACCUGCACCCACAGCUCCUCCACAGCAAUUGCAGCAACCAAACAUGGUUCAGCCGUGCUCUGAGAUAGUUCCUGAGCAGAGACAUACUUUUAUGAUACCUCCAACGGAUCCAUUAUACGAUAUUAUUGUCAGCUAUUACUUCGAGUUCAAAAAGUACCUCAAUGCCGCCAAGAAUGGAGAAUCAGAUCUUUUGAAUAGUUUGCGACAAGACAUUGAGGCUGAGAAAAAUCGGCGCAUUGAGCUCAACGAGUCAGCGGCUUCGACGAACUGUCAGAUUGACGAACUCCUAUCAGUGGGUGUACACGUGUUGAAGAGGCUUCUUGAUCAAUUGGGAAUGAUGGGCGUACAAGAUGUUUCUGAGUUGCUGUCUGGUUCAAAACAGAUUGUUACCCAACACAAAGCACUUUCAACCAAUGUCGCACAAUUGGAACAAGCAGUGGCUAUCGAAGAAGAGAAACUGAAAACGCUUGGUGCUCCAGAUGCCCUAAAAUAUUACAACGAAGCCAUGAACCAAAAUGUGGAAACUGAGAAACUACUGCAAUUGAUCAUCGCCUCUCGACCGGCAAAUUUCGUUCCUCAAACUGUCCUAGACAAGUAUUUAAGCAACGAUUCAAAAGUUUCACCAUCUUCUCGACGUGCUCGUCAACCGAAACCAAAACAAGGGAGUAGUGGAAAACGUGGUAACUCAUCUGGGCGAAAAUCGGACGUGCCAGCAGAAGACGUAGACCUUGAGAUCCAACAAUUCGUUCAACAUGCAAUGAAAGUGGACAACGCUGUGAAGGAAAAAGAGAGAAAGGAGCGUCAGCAUCGUCCAGGACGUCCAGCACUCUCCAAUCCAGUUCAAGUUCCAAGUACGUCCAAAUAG
Caenorhabditis briggsae is the source of this 1683-nucleotide messenger RNA. The transcript is spliced from 7 exons. The coding region runs from base 1 to 1683 and encodes 560 amino acids. NCBI's taxonomy places the organism in Eukaryota, Metazoa, Nematoda, Chromadorea, Rhabditida, Rhabditidae. The record is from RefSeq and is a predicted model, not a curated record.